Messenger RNA from Laetiporus sulphureus 93-53, 974 nucleotides. RefSeq lists its product as uncharacterized. The annotation marks the transcript as partial. Lineage: Eukaryota; Fungi; Basidiomycota; Agaricomycetes; Polyporales; Laetiporaceae. The record is from RefSeq and is a predicted model, not a curated record. The transcript has 4 exons.
AUGGCGCCUAACUCUCCUCUGCCCCUUCCUCGAUCUCUCAGUGUCUCAAUAGGCGAUCCUGCUACCCCGUCGUCCUCUCAACGUCCUGCGACCCCGGUUGCUUCUCCGUGCAAGGCGACUGACCCAAAGGACGCCGUCAUGGGCGUCGUAUAUUCCGCUUGGGAGACAUUGCGCGAGGCAGAGCCUCUGGAUCCGUCCGUGGACUACGAGUUUCUUAUCCGGGAGUUCCUAGCUGCAUUGCAUGAACUCCGCGCGUUCGUGGACUCGGUGUCGCAGACGCGGUAUACACGGUUUCGUCAAAAAGCUCAGGCUCAUCUCGACGCCUUUGUACAACCAUCGUGGCUCCCGUGGUGCGGAGAGUUAAUCUCACCGGAGCGGGCUGCUGCCGUCUCCUCUGGCAAGGAACCGAGCCCUCCCCCGGCGACGGAGGCCUCCGUGCACACGCCUUCCGAAACUGGGGAAGUCGCGGCUUCUGGCUCUCCAACCGCGUCUACCGGUUUCGACGACCCACUUCCCGUGGCCGCUUCAUCGUCUUCUGCUGUGGUAGCAUCGCCAGUUGCUGCGAUGGCUGCGCAAGGUAUCCCCAUCCCUAAGUUCGAGUUCCAGGCUCGCGCGGCGAACCCAGUGGCAAUUGACCCUCCCUCCGACUCCGACACUGCUGCUAUGGAGGUUGACGUCCCGCUGGCCACCGUGGUCGCUAAACCCCCCUCCGCGCAAGGUUCCGAGGCCAUUGAGGUCUCCAGCCAUGACGAGGGUGACAGUGAUAGCGACGAGGUCGAAUACGUAGGGGGCAAUAUUCCGAACUUGUCUCCGGCCCACCCGAAGAAGGGUAAAGGGCGCGGUCGCAAACUCGCUAAGUCUUCCGGCGUGACCGCCACCUUCGACGACCAAUACGUGCGCAUGCCGGUUCGAACCUUCCGCGAUCGCUCCCUCCCGCCAACGUACUUGCCGCUCUGGCAGAAGCCAUCCAUCGC